CCGCCGUGGGAAUGGAAACAUCUGCUCCACGUGCCGGAAGCCACCUUACGGUGACGGCGGCGCGCCACUCAGCGUCCUGCCGCGCCGAGCCCUUGCGGGUGUCAUCGCGAGACGAGCUCGUCGAAAUGGCUGCGGCCAGUCAAGGAAACUUUGAGGGAAAUUUUGAGUCACUGGACCUUGCAGAACUGGCUAAAAAGCAGCCAUGGUGGCGCAAGCUGUUUGGGCAGGAAUCUGGGCCUUCAGCAGAAAAGUAUAGCGUGGCAACCCAGCUGUUAAUUGGAGGUGUCACUGGAUGGUGCACGGGUUUCAUAUUCCAGAAGGUUGGAAAGUUGGCUGCAACAGCUGUGGGAGGUGGAUUUUUUCUCCUUCAGCUUGCAAACCAUACUGGGUACAUCAAAGUCGACUGGCAGCGCGUGGAGAAGGACAUGAAGAAAGCCAAGGAGCAGCUGAAGAUCCGUAAGAGCAACCAGAUACCUACGGAGGUCAAAAGCAAAGCAGAGGAGGUGGUGUCAUUUGUGAAGAAGAAUGUUCUGGUGACUGGUGGAUUUUUUGGAGGCUUUCUCCUUGGCAUGGCAUCCUAAAAAGGAUGACUUCACUUCCAACCAGCAGCCUCUUCACUCCAUCAUAGGACACCCAGUCUCUACUCCUCCUCUUCUCCCGUGCCUUUAUCCCUGCCAUGGCCUAUCUGCUGGUGCAAGGUGAUGCGGCCCUACUGUGAGCUUGAUGGCAGCGGAAGACACCAUAGACUUAGCUCUCCUCCCAGCCUGCUCCCCACUUGACUAACCUGUAGGUCAGUGAGAAUAUUCCUUUCUCCCUAUGUAAGCUACUUACCAGAAUAUGGUGCAAGAUGGUGGAGGAUGAGUGGAUCCUCAAAAGUUGUCUCCAGCUUGAUUUGGAAGAGAAAUAGCAAGCGCAUAGGAUACCUGAUUUUGUGCCGCUUGGAAGGGGACUGAAUACAUUUGCCUUUAAGCAUGAAAGAUGUUGGUACCCUGGUGUCUGCUUUCUUUUUUAGUAGAUUUCAGAUUGGCUAGAAAUUAUCCCAACAAAAUGGCAGCAUACACACUAUAAUUGAGAAAGCUGAACAUGGAACGACCUUGUACUGAAGGUACAUGAUGCUGAGCUGGAGGCGUAGUCCUUGGUGGGAAGGUCUUUAAGGAGACCACUCAAUAGGUGCAUUCGUCAGACUGGGCAAAUCAUUUAGAGGCAUUAAGGUAUUAUCUAGGGAUGUUUUCCACCAUAUGAGAUAAGGCAUAUUGUGGCUAUUUCCAAAGGACUUAUUAUGGCAAAAUUGGUGACUUUAGGUGGAAGAGUGAAGACCCUCUUGGAUUUCUGUUUAAUAGACAAGGUUUUAAAGUGGUGGCAUUCCAAGCAUUUGAGAAUUGAGAACGGUAACGAUAGCACAUGGGAAGUAAAUUUUUUACAGAUUACAUUUCAGGAUGACCUCAACUCUUAGGAAUUUUCUUUAAAAUAAAAGUUUAUAGACAUGCCCAUGCUUAGAAACAUAACACAUUUUUCUCUAAUGGCCUGUUAGAGUGUCUAUAACAUCCCCUCCAGGAAGGCAGGGCUUCUGUCUUCGGUGUCACACCCAGGGAGCUAAGUGCCUAAAGGUGCUCAGUAUUUGUUGACUGUAUGAAUAAUGAACUCAUAGAAAAGUAUCUGGAAAAGGGACUGAUACACAGGAUUACUUGAGAAUUUGAAUUCUGAAAAUGCAGAAAACUUGGAAUUAACUCUUCAACUUGCAGGUGAUAUCUCGCAAAAUGUAUGUUUUUAAUGCCUUCCUUUUGAAAUGUUUGACUUUUAUCUUGGGAGUGGUGUGUUGAAUUUGGAAAUUGUAGCUACCAGUGGAUGUGUGGGAUUUUUUAGAAUUCAUUUGCAUUUUUCUCCUUAUUAUGUUAUGCUAGUAUUUUAAGGCAGCAUAAGUUAGUUUGCUUGCAGUAUGUGUGAGUCAUCCCUGAGUCAUAACGGUACGAGCCACUUUGUUCCGUAUUUUUGUACCAGAACUCAAAACAUUUUUUUUCUCUUUUUAUUAUGGAAACUUUCAGACAUAUUACCUAUCAAGCAAGAUCAUUAAAUUAUAGCUUGUUGAUAAAAAAA
This is a messenger RNA of Camelus dromedarius (Arabian camel), 2094 nucleotides long. It is a transcript of the gene FUNDC2, whose product is annotated as FUN14 domain containing 2. The coding region runs from base 12 to 581 and encodes 189 amino acids. The transcript has 5 exons. Gene Ontology annotation, biological process: autophagy of mitochondrion. The record is from RefSeq and is a predicted model, not a curated record. Gene Ontology annotation, cellular component: mitochondrial outer membrane. NCBI's taxonomy places the organism in Eukaryota, Metazoa, Chordata, Mammalia, Artiodactyla, Camelidae.